Molecule: messenger RNA, 3232 nt
Organism: Trichobilharzia szidati
Lineage: Eukaryota; Metazoa; Platyhelminthes; Trematoda; Strigeidida; Schistosomatidae
Source: the annotation of a GenBank genome assembly
GUUGGAUACAAAAUUAAAAGAAUUAAUGUUGAAUCAGUCUGUUAGAUCAGAAGUGUUCAACUAUUUGGAAAGUCACUUACAAUUGAAGCAUAAAGCUGUAAUGCGCAGACUCAAAAAGUUAAGAGAAGACAAACAAGAAGAAAGAAUGAAUCCAUUGUUAGACUCACUUGGAGAAGCUAUUUCAUCGUCUAUGCCUCCAAUUAUCGAAAGUUAUACAAGAGAUAAAGAGGUCCACUUAGAACGUGUUAAAGCUUGGCAAACAGAAAAUUUACAGAAUAAUGGUACAGAAUUCCCUGACAGUCAAGGUGUUGCAAAUGGUUCAGGCGAUGGAAAUUCAUCCAAACGAAUACCAAAACCAGGACCUCCAAAGAAAAUAUAUCGUUGGAACUCUGAGUGCAGGCAGUUAUUUGAGAAAAUUAUUCUUUGCCGACUUGAAAGUUACAAGCUGUUAAAUAUCAAAGGUUCCGCUGAAGACUAUCUUCGACGCCUAUUUCCAACUUUAAUACAAUUAUGGCCUGAUGGUUGGAUUACAAAUGCUGCUCUAUGGCGGUCUGCUCUACCCAUCUUCCAGAAGUUUUGCAAUGAUCAUGGUUUAUGCAAUAACACUUCAACCUCCCAGUCGACUGCAAAAUCUUCAAACAGCAAUAGCAACAACAACAACACUAAUGCUAACUUGACAAACUCAAAUAACGGAAGAAACUCUAAUCCAGUGUCUUCUGCAAACGCUUCGUACACCUCUGAUUCUUCUAUCCUAUCAUCACAAAAUUCUCCUGUUGUCAUUCUACCGAACAUUUCAAAUAUAUCAACACCGGUUACCGUCUCUAAAACCACGCCUAAGAUAACUGCCACUUCUCUUGUCACCAACACCACUCCUCGUGCAAGUUUGCCAGCUGCUGCCGCUACUGCCACCUGUAGUCCAAAAUUGAAUUCAAUUCCUGUCACAAAAUACUGUCAGUCACCUCCUGUACUUCAAUCAACUGCACAAACAGUGAAUCGACCAAACUUUCGGAUUACACCGUCUUCAGUGGCACAGAAUCCUAACCCUAACUCAAAACCAACCACUAGCAGUCCGAAAGUUCCACUCACUCUGUGUGUAGAUACUGGAUCCUCUCGCCUGUCCUAUGUACUUCAAUCGAAUGUAGGAUCUGUAUCACCGAAUAAUUCACUUGUUGUCCCAGUCGCCUCUUCUCUAUCACCUCAGACGACAUCACAAUUCAAUCGGACGCCUAUCCUGCAGAAUGAAGCUAUAAUCGGUAGUCGAGUUUCUCAUUCUAAUGCAACAGUACCUCUGCGUCUUGUUUCAUCGAGUUCUACAAAUCCGUCAAACACAACAACAACAACACCUACUGUUUUAUUAUCAAAGACAGCAUUACAGCUGAAUUCUGAACUAGGCGGCGGCGUCGGCAGUGCCGGUGGCAAUAAGCCUGCUAUGAUCAAUCCAGUGGCUGUUAAAAGCGCUCUAUGGCGGUCUGCCCUACCCAUCUUCCAGAAGUUUUGCAAUGAUCAUGGUUUAUGCAAUAACACUUCAACCUCCCAGUCGACUGCAAAAUCUUCAAACAGCAAUAGCAACAACAACAACACUAAUAGUAAUUUAACAAACUCAAAUAACGGAAGAAAUUCUAAUCCAGUGUCUUCUGCAAACGCUUCGUACACCUCCGAUUCUUCUAUCCUAUCACAAAAUUCUCCUGUUGUCAUUCUACCGAACAUUUCAAAUAUUUCAACACCGGUUACCGUCUCUAAAACCACGCCUAAGAUAACUGCCACUUCUCUUGUCACCAACACGACUCCUCGUGCAAGUUUGCCAGCUGCUGCUACCACCUGUAGUCCAAAAUUGAAUUCAAUUCCUGUCACAAAAUACUGUCAAUCACCUCCUGUACUACAAUCCACUGCACAAACAGUGAAUCGACCAAACUUUCGGAUUACACCAUCUUCAGUGGCACAGAACCCUAACCCUAACGCUAACUCAAAACCAACCACUAGCAGUCCGAAAGUUCCACUCACUCUGUGCGUAGAUACUGGAUCCUCUCGUCUCUCCUAUGUACUUCAAUCGAAUGUAGGAUCUGUAUCACCGAAUAAUUCACUUGUCGUCCCAGUCGCCUCUUCUCUAUCACCUCAGACGACAUCACAAUUCAAUCGAACGCCUAUCCUGCAGAAUGAAGCUAUAAUCGGUAGUCGAGUUGCUGCUAAUUCUAAUGCAACAGUACCUCUGCGUCUUGUUUCGUCGAGUUCUACAAAUCCGUCAAACACAACAACAACAACACCUACUGUUUUAUUAUCAAAGACAGCAUUACAGCUGAAUUCUGAACUAGGCGGCGGCGGCGUCGGCAGUGGCGGUGGCAAUAAGCCUGCUAUGAUCAAUCCAGUGGCUGUUAAAAGACAAUCAUACCCUCAAAGUUAUCCUUCUCAACAAAGUGCAAAUACCCAUGUGAAAAUCAAUGACUUGCCUAAAUCAUCCACCCUACCGAUUCAUAAUGAAGGCAUUCCAAAAUCAAGUGGAUCACAUUCAUCAGCCAAUUUCGUAUACGACGCAAGCAAAUUCAAUCAACCGAUUGCUGCUCAUCAUCAUCAUCAUUCUGCAGCUGCUCUUCUGUCUAAUCAACAAAUCGAUCAACUACAAAGUAGAGCAUUGCAGAGUACUACUACUACUGCUACUUCUACUGGUCGGAUUGGUUUGAAUAUUAAUCCAGCGUUGAGUGCAGCUGCAGCCGCUCUACUCUUCCCUCCACAACCUCCUCCAGCGCAUCAAUCGAAAUGUUCUAGCCUACCAGCACAAAAAGAACGUGUCGAUGGAAGAAAUACUGGCAGUAUACCUGCUGCACAUUCGAAUAACAAUUUCUAAGAUGUUUUAUGCGUGUGUGUGUGUGUGCGUAUAUUAAGAUUUCAGAUGAACUCAAUUUUUAUGAAAACCGCGCGUGUUAUCUUGCUGAGCAUCCACUGUUUAUAACUAACUGAAGAACACCGCCGCCGCCACCAACAACAACAACAAUGAUAUGCAUUUAGACACGAACACUCUACACACUGAGAUUCAAUACUCUCCGCUGUCACUCUCUUUCUCUCUCUUUCAGUAUCAUAAUUAAUUAUCGUCUCGUUUAGGAUAAAAUAAACAGAUCAACAAAAGAAUAAACUUGGUUCUGUUAAAUUAGGCGCCCACCGCCCACCUCUUUCUCGAAAAAAAUAAUCUACUAAUCAUGUAUGUGCCGACACAUUCUUAUACCAUGUAAUAAUAAUAAUA